GGUCCAUGUGUGCCUCUCAUUGGUCCACGUCCACGAGAUUUAUUGCGUUGGACACUGUAUAAAAGAGUAAAGAGUCCUCUCCCUCCUGUUAGAACUCAAAUUGCAUUCCUGUAGAUCUCUCUCUCCCUCAUUUGAUCUAAAGAUGGCAAAUACUAUAUUGGGGUUUCUUCUGCUAGUCCUCUCUGUGGAGAUGAUGUUCUUCACAUCAAUGGGUAGACCUGCAACUUUUUUACAGGAUUUCCACAUCACAUGGGCUGAAACCCAUAUCAAGGGAAUAGAGAAUGGCACCGCAAUUCAACUCCUCCUUGACCAAACCUCUGGUUGUGGGUUUGCAUCCAAGAACAAAUACAUGUUCGGACUUAUAAGCAUGAAAAUAAAGUUGAUUCCAGGGGACUCUGCAGGGACUGUUACAGCCUUCUAUAUGAAUUCAGACACAAACGAAACCAGAGAUGAA
Molecule: messenger RNA, 454 nt
Organism: Macadamia integrifolia
Lineage: Eukaryota; Viridiplantae; Streptophyta; Magnoliopsida; Proteales; Proteaceae
Product: probable xyloglucan endotransglucosylase/hydrolase protein 6
Biological process (GO): cell wall biogenesis; xyloglucan metabolic process
Cellular component (GO): cell wall; apoplast
Molecular function (GO): hydrolase activity, hydrolyzing O-glycosyl compounds; xyloglucan:xyloglucosyl transferase activity
Source: RefSeq, a predicted model, not a curated record